Messenger RNA from Ruditapes philippinarum (Manila clam), 1229 nucleotides. Its product is annotated as riboflavin kinase-like. The record is from RefSeq and is a predicted model, not a curated record. Gene Ontology annotation, cellular component: mitochondrion. The coding region runs from base 103 to 396 and encodes 97 amino acids. NCBI's taxonomy places the organism in Eukaryota, Metazoa, Mollusca, Bivalvia, Venerida, Veneridae. The transcript has 3 exons. Gene Ontology annotation, molecular function: riboflavin kinase activity. Gene Ontology annotation, biological process: FMN biosynthetic process; riboflavin biosynthetic process.
UCAGCCAAUUUCCCGUAGGAGGUUGUUCAGCAAUUACCGGAGGAGAUUGGAGGCGGAGUUUACUACGGUUGGGCCUCUGUGGCUGAUGGUCCUGUGUUUAAAAUGGUUAUGAGUAUAGGCUGGAAUCCAUAUUACCAAAACACAGUUAAAUCUAUGGAAACACAUAUUUUACACAAAUUUAAGGAAGAUUUCUAUGGAAGCAACUUGAAAGUGUGUUUAUGUGGUUACCUUAGAACAAUGAAAAAUUUUGGAUCUUUAGAUGAGCUAAUCUCAGCUAUAAAGAAAGAUAUAUCUGACGCGCAGGAAGCCUUAGACAAGCCAGAAUUCCAGAAAAUAAAAUCAGACAACUUCUUCUCAAGUUCAUCACAAGCCACAUGCUGCUCAGCAUCCCUUUGACCCCGCCUUGCUACAUAGUUACACAUACAUAUAUAUUGUUUUUAUUUAUUUGACUUACAAAAUGUUAAUAGAGGGACCAUUCCACUUUAUGAUGGUAUAUAAUAUGCCUGUCUUUUAUUUAGAUUUAUUUUUUAAUCAGAGGUUUUUUACUUUAAAGAAAUCAUGAGGAUUGGAAAUCCAAAUGUUACAUUGUAUGUCUUGUACAUUUAUGCCUGUGAGGCGUCCAUGGCCGAGUGGUUCUGGUCAUUGACUUCAAACCACUUGUCCCCUUAUCACUGUGGGUUCAAAUCUAGACAUCAACUUUGGAUUCUUUCAUGAGAGGAAGCUAUCCAGCUAGCUUACCAAAUGUGGGAGGUUUUACUCAGGUGCCUGUUUGUGACUGGAAUAAUGCAUGAAAAGGGCACCUUGAGGUCUUCCUCAAACAGUAAAGCUAGAAAGUCGACAUAUGACCUAUACUGUGUUGGUGCUACAUAAAACCCAAUAUAAAAACAACAACAAAAAACAUUAAUAUCUACCUAUGUGCAUAUCUCCAUGUAUAGGGUAAAGAACAUAAGUGCUAAUAUAAAUACAAUAUAUUCCCAAGUUUUAAAUACUUUUUUUAUUGAAGUACAGGAUUUUUUGAAAGUCUUGUUGAAUGGUAGUUAUAAGGAUUGGUUCCUAUAGUUAAUAAUGCCAUGAAAUGUGAUAUAAAGAUAUAAGAAACUUGUGUUUCCAUGGUGAUAAAAUGUUGUUUUCUGCUUUAAUCAAUAGUAACAUAAUCAAAGACUCAGUUAACAUUGUCUUAUACUACAGUACAACCUAUGCAGUAGAACACGUUCUGUGAGAGAGAAAAA